Colletotrichum truncatum is the source of this 1527-nucleotide messenger RNA. The record is from RefSeq and is a predicted model, not a curated record. Lineage: Eukaryota; Fungi; Ascomycota; Sordariomycetes; Glomerellales; Glomerellaceae.
AUGGUUACGCUCACUAGCAAUCUUACCAUUCAGCAAGAACCGAUUCUUGCGGGGAAUUAUUCAACCGACCGCAGUGGUGCGUCCAUAGACAACUCAGGAAAGGCUCAGGAGCGAUUUGUUCUCAUAACUGCCUUGCUUAACCUCAUUGAUCCUGUGCGCGGUGAACCGACGGCUCAUAGUCUCGACAGGCACCCGCACGACGACUCUUGGAAGCCUACUCAUCACCAGAAAAAGUUUCUUGACUCGUUUGCCUUGAUCUCUUCGACAUCCAGAAAGGGGAGUGACACUGCCUCUGCCGCGUGCUUGGAGCAGGGUAACCCAGGCGGGACGAUCCUUCGUCUUGCCCGGAAUAUGGGCGUUCCCAAUACCCUGAUCGAUCAGCUUCAUGAUAUCCUUGAGGAUCUCAUUGUGGUUUCUAAGAAUAUGAGAACCGAGACGCGGACAUUUCGGAUUAUAGAAAGAAAACCGCAGGAAAUGGAACCAGUCAUUUUGAGAAAGGUCACCGCUCUGGUUGAAGACAAAAUUCGCGGACUCUUGGAGAAGAUUUGCUCUUCGGAAGUUCACGCUAUCAUUGGAGAUGUGAUCACUAAAUUGAAGCAAUUACCUGCAGAUGAUGCAGAAGCAGAGAGCUUCAGGUUAUGGGUCGGAAACCUAUCUUUACUGGCAGCUUCAGAUGCCGGUCUAGACCUUGAACAUCUCAUCAUAUACGUGAAAUGGGCAUCACGCGGCAGAUGGACCUAUUCAGAACAGCUUGAAGAAGCCUUUGGGUCAGAAGAUGGAUCCCUGCCUUUGUGGUUGAAGCACGUCUAUAAGCUCGGGCGAUACUAUGCUGCAACGAAAGCGAUGCUGAAACUGGCUGUAAAACAACCAGGCGUAUUCACUGGCAUACAUAUCAAGGCCGUCGAGGCGCCUAGGCAGGAGAAUUUCGCGCUGGGCAACCGGAGAGAGCCUCUCCUGAUGGUUCUGCGGAAUAUUACCAAAACUGACCCGAUCGAAUUGAGAGAGAAACUGGGCCAAAUCUGGCUAACGAGUGAUCCCGAGAACAAAUUUCUGCGAGCUUGUACUUUGAAACUCACAGUUCAUGCCGAAAUGCAGCUUCUCAAUUUCUAUGACCGAAAUCCUAACCUUACGCCGAGGCUCUUGUUUAUGGGGACAAGCAAGAAAUCUUGUUAUCUGUGCCACGAAUUCAUUUUACGUCAUCCCUUGAGCAUCGGCGUAUCGGCUUGCCACCAAAAGGUCUACCCAAGCUGGGCUCCUGCUCCAUGCCGUUCUGCUGUCCGAAAGAAGCAGAAGGUUCUACUUUGGAAUCUCAGUAAACACCUUGAAGAAACGGCCGCCCGUGAUCUUGAAACGAGGUUCGGAAUCCGGCGAUUGCCUACCAUGGAUUCGACUGCUGGGCCAUCGCUCACAACCACAGGGACCCUUUCAACAGGGUUCUGGACUCAAAAGUCAGUUAUGAGUGCAAGCACAGCAGAAGAUCAAGACAUCGGGACUUUGGGCAGAAUGAAUGACUGCUGCCCUCCGUGA